ACAUGAUUUAUAAACCGAUUCAAUCAAAUUAUUGAUUGAUUAUUUUUAAAAUUUUAUUUCGACACAUUUUAAAUUUUUUAAAUCAUCAUCAUAUCUGACAUGCGCUAUUAACUUAUUUUGUGGGGAGUUUGUUGAUCAACAACCAACCACUAAUCAUCAUCGUCGAAUGCAACAACAACAACAACAACAACAAAACAACAGGGAAAAUUGAAUAUUUCGUUUUGAUGUUAAUAAACAGCUUUUUUUGAUUCAAGCAUCUUUUUUUUUCUUUCUCUUUCUUUUUAAUCAAUGUAUAUUUUUUUCGUCGAAAUAUUUGAUUUUGUUGGCGUGGCCAUGUCAAUUUUUUCAUCUGAUAAAAUCUGUGUGUGUGUUUGUGUACAUUCCAAAUGAUCUGCGAUUCGAGAUUCGAAUUUCCAAUCUCAUUUUGAAAUUCAUUACUAUUAUUACUACUACUACUACCCUAAAUGCUGCCUAAAUGUCAAAAUUUCGUUAUCGUUACAUGUGCAAUAAAUAACAACAAGGGAUCUCAUUUAUUUAAUUGAUACGACAACAACAACAACGACAACGACCACAACGUUGGCUACGGAAAUUUAUAUUGAUAUAUCGAAUUCAAUCAAUCAAUCAAUAGUAUAUAACAAACAUUAAAGUGUGGAAAUUAACAAAAAAAAUGGAUCGUGAUCUAAUCAACGUGUUUGUAUUGGGUCUUUCGUUUAUGUUUUUAUUCACAGCAUUUCAAACGAAUGGAUUCAUUCAGGGCCCAAUGAUCGAUAGUAUCAAUCAUGAAUAUGGAAAAGAUCAAUAUGGUGCCAAUACAUUUGUCAGUAUGUGUCUUAUUUAUUUAAUAUUUAGUCUUGUCAAUUGGAUUGCACCGGCAUUCGUUAAAUUAUUUGGUGCUCGUAUAUCGAUGAUUGUUUCCGGUAUAACCUAUAUCUUAUUUGUAGCCAAUUUUCUAUGGCCACAAGCAUGGCUUCUUUAUAUUGUAUCAAUGAUUGUUGGUUUUGGUGCCGCAAUCUUAUGGACUGCUCAAGGUUAUUAUCUAACCGUUUGUUCAACAGAAAAAACAAUUGGACGUAAUAGUGGCUUAUUUUGGACAUUAUUUCAAUGUAGUCUUCUAUUUGGAAAUAUAUUUGUUUUUGUUUAUUUCAAAGAUAUGACCGGUGAAGAUAUACCACAUUCAACAAGAACAAUUACAUAUAUUGUAUUAUCGAUUGUUGGUUCAAUAGGUAUUGUUACAAUGUUUUUUUUGGGUUCACCAAAAUCUUUGCAAUCACAGGAAUCAAUCGAAUCAUCUGGUUCAUUCAAUAUUAUUGAAUCGAUAAAGGAAUCAUUUGCAUUGUUGAGUACCCGUAGAAUGAUCCUGUUAUGUAUUACAUUCUGGUAUACUGGUAUUGAACUUAGUUUUUAUAGUGGUGUUUUCACCACUGCAUUAGGACGUAUCAAUAGCCUGGAUAAAGAUGGUGGUAAUGCAAAAAAAUAUGUCGGUCUUGCCGGCAUGCUUAUUGGUAUUGGUGAAAUUGUUGGUGGUCUUAUAUUCGGUAUUCUUGGUUCAAAAACAGUUCGUUGGGGACGUGAUCCAAUCAUUGUAUUGGGCUAUUUUAUUCAUAUGGUUUCUUUUCUAUUGAUUUUAAUCAAUUUUCCACCUGAUUCAACCAUUUCGGAAACGGUAAAAAAAUCCGCUUACAUUGAUCCAAACCUUACAAUUGCUUUAAUAUCUGGAUUUUUACUAGGUUUCGCUGAUUCAUGUUAUUGUACACAAUGUAUGUCAAUAUUAGGAACAUUAUAUGCCGAUAAUAGUGCACCGGCAUUUGCAUUAUUUAAAUUUUUCCAAUCAAUCGCAUGUGCCUGUGCAUUUUUCUAUACACCAUAUUUUAAUCUUUAUAUACAAUUAGCUAUAUUGGCAAUAUUUGCAUCAAUAGGAACAUUAACAUUUGUCAUUGUUGAAUGGAAACUUCGUCGUGAUGAACAUAUCAAUCUAAAUAAUGAUCAUCGUGUCCAUCAAAGUUAAUAAUGAUAAUAAUUGUCUUACAUAUCAUCAUAAUAACAAUUAUUA
This is a messenger RNA of Dermatophagoides farinae (American house dust mite), 2050 nucleotides long. Its product is annotated as UNC93-like protein MFSD11. The record is from RefSeq and is a predicted model, not a curated record. NCBI's taxonomy places the organism in Eukaryota, Metazoa, Arthropoda, Arachnida, Sarcoptiformes, Pyroglyphidae.